CAGGGUCGUACCAUCAUUACAGCGGGUUGGAAACCAAGUUUGCUUGCUAUUGCUAAAAUAUGAGUACAUGAAUGUCUAUCUGCCGGCUCUUAACUGCACUAUUUGGACAGUGAACGAGCUAUUUCCGUCUGACUUGUGAGCUAGCUAAGCUUGCAAAGUUUCCAGGCGGUAAAGCCAAUAAGACUUUAAUUUUUCGGGUGAUUCGGUGUGCUAGCUCCUGAGGACAAAGUUGACGCGAGCUGCUCGGUUAGCGCUGUUUUUUACUUCAGCGUUCACCGAGCUGACCGGCGUUUUCUCUGCCGGUUAUCUGCUCACCAAGAUGUGUGGGAUCAGGUCGGGAUAAACGGAAGAUGGCGAGCGGAGUUGACCAACGCAAACUGCUCGUCAUUGGACCGACAGAGCCGUGGUCAGUGAGAGAGAAGCUGUGUUUGGCCGCUUCUGUCAUGAAGUGUGGAGAUCAGAACUGGGUUUCUGUCAGUCGAGCCAUCAAAUCAUUUGCAGAGUCUGGGCGACCACCUGACUGGUUCUCUCAAAAGCAUUGUGCCUCUCAGUAUUCCGAACUGCUGGAAACAACAGAAGCCCCAAAACGGAAGCGUGGCGAGAAAGGUGACGUGUUGGAGACGAUGAAGGAUAUGAUUGUGCGCAAACUCACUGCAGAGAGGAUUGAAGAGCUCAAAAAGUUGAUCAAAGAAACACAGGAAAAACACAGAAAGCUGAAAAGAGAGGCUCAGCUGAUCCAAGCAGGUCAUCUAGAUCCUAAACUGGAAGAAAUAUGGCAAGAAAUUGUACAGAAGAAGAAACUGAUGGAGGAGGAAGCAGAGUUGAAAAGAAAGACCACAGAUGGUGCUUAUCAAGCCAGACAGGUGACAAAGAACACGCCAAAACGAGUGCCCAGUCUCACCAUACAUUCUCCUUCACACUGUACCUCCCCAAACCAGGAGUUCUCACCAGGGGACUCACUUGAGUGCUUGACACUGGAUUUUGCAUCCACAAAGAAUGUUUCUGCAUCAUGCAGAUCGCUGCCAUUGGCCAAGUCUUCUGGACCUGGCAAAGAUGAGGUAGGCGGCCAUGGUUCACUUUUGGAUGACUCCACACAAAAGAAAGCUCUUGGACAGAGAGCCACACCGCCACCAUCCCCACUGCUGUCAGAACUACUGAAGAAGGGCAGUCUAUUAACCGCAAAUGCCAAUCUGAUUGGGGAAAGCAGUGCAUCUUCUGGUCAUAUGACAAGUGCACAUGACUUUCAUCUGCCUGGACUACCUGCAUCUCAGACAACAGGUGCUCCGAUGUUGUCCCGUCUCCUGGAGGCAAGCUCCGCCCAGUUUCCUGCCCCAUUAGGUUUGAUGAGUAGUGCAGACUCUACCUCCAGUGCCCCUCCCUCCGCUGUUUCACCUGUUCCUGUGGGCUCUACUGCAUCAGCAAGUACAGGGGACGUCAUGGUGUCAUUUUUGCCUGCUGGAGACACCGCUGAGUCUGCAGUGGAAAAAGUAUUGGAGCUCAGUGACGAGGACGUGACUGUGGCCUACAUGGGAGAUGAACUGGACCUGAAAACAGUGGGGGACAUUAUUGCCAUAAUUGAAGACAAGGUGGAUGAGAGUGCAGAGGCUUUGGAUGCAGCUGCAGUUGAGGCUGCUCUGUCCCUGUGCGAGGAGAACGUCCACACACUGUCUGGUUCCUGGCAAGCUGGGCCAUUCCAGCCCAGUGAAUGUCACCCCUCAGUACCCACAGGAGACCCACAGUCCUUGUCUGGUCACAGCAUCCUAGUGGGAAAGACACAAGUGCAGGGCGGGACCUCAAGUCCACAUUCCUCUCUUUGCAACAGUCGAGAUAACUGUUGCUCAGCUUUUUCCCUGGAAAUACAGGCCCUGUCUCCCACCUCAUCAUCCUCGCUCAACGCGAUGAGUUUGGAGCAUUGCCAACCUGGAGCAGCUCCUCAACCUCUGGCAAAGAGAGAGAAUAAAAAAAGCAUGCACCAGGAAAGCCAGGCUUCAUGGGGUACCGCAAUAAAACGUGGUAAAACGUGUGAGAACUGUUCACAAAGAAAACCUGAUAACCUGCAUAAAGACUCAGUAUUAGAAGAUAGCCCAGUGACAGAAAGGCAUCCCAAGGUGGUGAAGGCAGAGCACAGGGAAAGUGCUCAGGGGGAGCAGAAUGAUUCAGAAACCAAAGUGGAGCCAGAGGUCGCCGUGCUGGAGGUGUACAGAAGAGAUGAGGACGGAGUAGGGGUGGAUGCAUUCCUCUCAGAGCCUGACGGGGAGGCGGAGCUUGAACCUGCCGCCAGCGAGAGUGAGGAUGGAUACAGCCUUCGCACGGCCUCCUCGUCUCUGCAGCUCCACACUACCACGGACUCCAUCCCGAGCAGCCCGGCCUCAUCACAGUUCUCUGUGUGCAGCGAGGACCAGGAAGCUCUGCAGGCUCACAAGAUCUGGAAGAAAGCCAUUAUGUUGGUGUGGCGUGCUGCAGCCAAUCACAGGUAUGCAAAUGUCUUCCUGCAGCCGGUGACAGAUGAAAUCGCUCCAGGGUACCACAGUAUCGUGCAAAGGCCCAUGGACCUGGCCACCAUCAAAAAGAAAAUAGAGACGGGUCUGAUUCGGACCACCGCUGAGUUCCAGAGGGACAUUAUGUUGAUGUUUCACAAUGCGGUCAUGUACAACAGCCUGGACCAUGACGUGUACCACAUGGCUCUGGAGAUGCAACGCGACGUCCUUGAGCUCCAGCAGUUUCUGGCGACGCAGCUCAUCAUGGAGACGUCUGAGUCUGGUAUCAGCACCAAGAGCCUGAGAGGACGCGAGAGCACGCGCAAACAGGACACCACUGAAAAGGACGCCGUGUCUAUGUCCUCACCUGCUUUUCUUCUUUCUCUUUUUGACAGAGGCACCAGGGGGCGCCGUUGUGCCAUUGAAGCUGACCUCAAGAUGAAGAAAUAAAAACAAGGUGGUACAAAAAACAAGAUCUUCCACACAUGGAAGCGAUCGAUAUUAAUACCACAACUGCUGAACUUUUGUCUCUUGCACAAAUUUGCGCUUCGUAUGCAGUGGGCAUAGUGCGCGGCGUGAUCCUUUACUUGCACUCUAGAUUAAAUGUAUAAUGUGGAGAAGCUCAUUUCUUCUCAGAUAGCCAUACCGGCGUGGAUUACACUUAAUCCCAGAUUACACCAAGGGUUUCAAACAGACUAGGUCAAGGCUUUCGUAGACGCAGACACAAGCUGUCAUUGAUUUUAAGUUAAAAUUAAAGCAGAAUACAAAUGCUGCUUUUGAAUUAAAAAAGUAAAUGAUAUGAAAUUGACAGUUACUCUGCUCUUUAAUCCCACAUCAGUACGGUUGGUUUUGUCUAAUCUGGACUCCAAA
Molecule: messenger RNA, 3347 nt
Organism: Thalassophryne amazonica
Lineage: Eukaryota; Metazoa; Chordata; Actinopteri; Batrachoidiformes; Batrachoididae
Product: bromodomain-containing protein 8-like
Cellular component (GO): NuA4 histone acetyltransferase complex
Molecular function (GO): protein binding
Source: RefSeq, a predicted model, not a curated record